AUGCAAAAGAAAUGUCGUUUUAGAUACCCUCGACAAUUCAAUCAAACCACUUUACAAGGAAAGGACUCAUAUCCUGUGUACCGAAGGAGAGAUAAUGGUAUACAUGUGGACGUACGAGGCAAUAAGAUGGAUAACAGAUGGGUUGUCCCGUAUAACCCAAAGUUGUUAAUGAUGUUUAAUUGUCAUUUGAAUGUUGAGGUCUGCUCGAGUAUAACCUCUGUGAAAUAUGUGUUUAAGUAUAUUUACAAGGGUCAUGACAAACAAGUUAUCAAUAUUGAUUCGGAUGGACAACCUGUUGUUAUUAAUGAGAUAAAACGGUUUCAGGAUGCACGAUAUGUCUCACCUCCAGAGGCAAUAUGGAGGAUUUUUAGCUUCCCUCUUUCUCAGAUACACCCUUUUGUGAUGGCUUUGCAGGUGCAUCUCCCAAAUCAGCAGAUGGUUAGGUUCAACGAGGAUGAUACGCUGACUAGCGUUGUUGAAAAGGAAAAAGAUAAGAGAUCAAUGUUGACUGCUUUUUUUCUAAAAAAUAAAGAAGAUAUCAGUGCAAGAGAAUAUAAAUACAAAGAUUUUCCAAAAAAAUUUACGUGGGACACGAGAUCACAUCGUUGGAAUCUUCGAAAACAAGGAUUGAUGCGAGGUCGUUUGGUUUCUGCCAAUCCUGCUGAAGGAGAGCGAUACUACCUUCGUCUACUUUUAUCUCAUAUUAGUGGGCCUACAUGUUUUGAAGAUCUCUACACAGUCAACAACGUAAAACACCCAACAUUCAGGAAAGCAGCUCUUGAAAGAGGGUUAAUAGAGUCUGAUGAUGGUUUAUCACAAUGUCUUACAGAGGCAUCUUUAUUUCAAUUUCCCAAUGCUCUAAGAAGGUUGUUUGCAACUAUAUUGACUUUUUGUGAGCCAGGAGAUGUUCGUAAGCUAUGGUAUGACCACUACAAUGCUCUUUCAGAAGAUUAUAGGCGACAAUACGAAAGUGUUGAGAGAGUCCAAAAUAUGGUCCUCACCGACAUUAAGGUAUUCCUACAAUCUAUGAGUGACAAUAUUGAUGAUUUUGAUCUUCUAAAGAUAAAUGAAAAUGUCAAUUUAGAAUCUGGAGUUUUCCGUGAGGUACAAGAGGAAUGCUCUGUAGUUAUAGAACCUGAACAUUUACAAGCCCGAGCUUUUCUCAAUCCUGAACAGAAAUUUGUGUAUAAUGAGAUCAUGCGUCAUGUCAAUAAUGAUAUUCCAGGAGUGUUCUUCAUAGACGCAACUGCUUCAUCGGGUGUUGCGGCUAAUAACAUGCCUGGGGGGAGAACAGCUCACUCUCGCUUUAAACUUCCUAUUAAUCUUGAAAAUAACUUGGUCUGCAAGAUUUCAAGACAAAGUGGUACUGCCCAACUGCUUCGGACUGCAAAAGUAAUCAUAUGGGACGAAGCAUCGAUGGCUAAAAGACAUGCGUUGGAGGCGGUUGACCCUACAAUGAAAGAUAUAACUGGGGUGAUGCUCCCAUUUGGUGGAAAGAUAAUGGUUUUGGGAGGUGAUUUCAGACAAGUUUUACCGGUUGUUAGACGUGGAACACGAGCACAGAGUGUGAAUUCUAGCAUACGAAUAUCGCCUCUUUGGUCUUCGAUUGUCAAGUUGAGGUUAACUAUAAAUAUGAGAGCACUAACUGAUCCAUGGUUCUCAGACUUUCUAUUACGUGUCGGUGAUGGAGUUGAAGAAACAGUGCAGGGAAACUUUAUCCGCAUCCCUGAUGAUAUGGUAAUUCCCUUCACUGAAAAAAAAGUCAUUAAAUGCUUUGAUUGA
Molecule: messenger RNA, 1782 nt
Organism: Lactuca virosa
Lineage: Eukaryota; Viridiplantae; Streptophyta; Magnoliopsida; Asterales; Asteraceae
Source: the annotation of a GenBank genome assembly